Messenger RNA from Caenorhabditis remanei, 1365 nucleotides. RefSeq lists its product as uncharacterized. The record is from RefSeq and is a predicted model, not a curated record. Bases 1 to 1365 code for a protein of 454 amino acids. Lineage: Eukaryota; Metazoa; Nematoda; Chromadorea; Rhabditida; Rhabditidae. Gene Ontology annotation, cellular component: plasma membrane; gap junction. Gene Ontology annotation, molecular function: gap junction channel activity. The transcript has 8 exons.
AUGGUGUUCGCUGAAAUCGUUGGAACCCUCUCAUUCCUCCAACCACAAGCAGAUGAUGACAUAUUUGAUAGGCUACAUUAUUACUACACUACCACUUUUUUAUUGUUGACUGCAGUUCUGAUAUCUCUGAAAAUGUUCGGAGGACGACCUAUCGAGUGUUGGCUUCCUGCAGAGUACAAAAGCAGUUGGGAGGAUUAUACAGAAAUGUACUGCUGGGCACGGAAUACAUAUGUGACCGCUUUUGAAGAUGAUAACCUUCCAGAAGUGGUUAAUAGAGAGUACACAAUGGUCUCCUACUACCAAUGGGUACCAUUCUUCCUCGUCUACGUGGCGUUCAGCUUCUACGCUCCAUGUCUUUUAUGGCGUCUAUUUUAUGACAAGUCUGGAAUUCGGCUGAAGGAUAUCAUGGCCUUCGCAAAUGACAAAGCAAAUGUUGUUCCUAAUCAGAGACAAGCGAACAUUCGAGGACUCUCCGCUCAUUUAUCUUCAGUUUUUAAGCAUCGAUUCAGAAUUGGAGAGAAGCAUCCAUAUCAUCAUAAAGUCUUCAAAAUUUUCAAUGUACGGUACUACGAAUCAUAUUUGACCUACUUGUAUCUGGCAAUCAAGUCAAUGUUUUUGAUGAACGUGUUGAUGCAGAUGUACUUCAUGAGUAGAUUUCUGGAACUCGAUAGCCACCGCUACUAUGGAUACGGUAUACUGUAUGACUUGAUUAUGGGAAGAGGAUGGAAAGAGUCUUCGAAUUUCCCGGUCGUCACGUAUUGUGACAUGCAGAUUCGGAUAUUGGGACAUGUACAGAGACAUACUGUACAAUGCGUACUGGUUAUCAAUAUUUUUACGGAGAAGAUCUUCUUCAUUCUCUGGCUCUGGUACACUCUCCUCUCUUUCAUCUCAUUCGGAUCCAUUCUCUCAUGGAUUUUCGGAUCAAUUCCAUUCAAUCAACGACGUCAAUUUGUUGCAAGAAGGCUUGAAUUAGCUGAUGUGAAUUUUGAGAAAAGUCGGUAUAGACAUGAACUUGAUGAGUUCGUCCGCGACUACAUCAAAAUCGAUGGAAUCUUUGUUCUGAAAAUGAUAACGAUUCAUUCUGGAAUACUGAUGUGUACUGAUAUUGUAGAUCAAAUGUGGGAUCAAUAUUUGGAGGAGUCCGGAAAUCAAGUGAUACGAGAAAUAAUUGAAGAGAAGAACUAUGGAGACGACUAUGAUAGAUCUCAGUCAGCAGUGUCAAUUGAACCAAGUAUUCGUCGAAAAACUUCAGUUUUGGUCCCCCUUAUGAGUCGAGAAGAUCUGAAUGUCACCGAUCAGUCCCCUACGACUCCGACUCCACAAUUUCUGAGGCCUCCCAGUAGUCGGAUGACUGCUAAUGUAUAA